Messenger RNA from Pieris napi, 1666 nucleotides. RefSeq names its product L-threonine dehydratase catabolic TdcB-like. Lineage: Eukaryota; Metazoa; Arthropoda; Insecta; Lepidoptera; Pieridae. The coding region runs from base 222 to 1559 and encodes 445 amino acids. Gene Ontology annotation, biological process: L-serine catabolic process; L-threonine catabolic process. The record is from RefSeq and is a predicted model, not a curated record. Gene Ontology annotation, molecular function: L-serine ammonia-lyase activity; threonine deaminase activity. The transcript has 9 exons.
CAGAAGUAGCAUAGUAAGAAAUAUAGUCACUUUUAAACUUCCCAAUAACAUCAUUGUUAAUACUGGCUGAUAGCACAUGCGUCAAAAUAAAUCAACGACGAAUUAUGACACACAUCAAACUCUAAAAUGUAUGUAGGCUUUUGGAAUAUCUAAAUAAUUUAAUUCAGUUUAAACAUGAUACAAAAUUCCUUGUUUAUAUAAUACAAAACACAAUUUCCACAAUGCAAGACGACGUAGAAUUUGACGAGUUCUGCGACCCUAACAAUCCACGAAAAAUUAAAUAUGACGACAUACUGGCUGCAUCGAAAAGAAUUGCUGGAUUUGUUGUAAAGACGUCCUGCACGAGGGCACUUAUGUCUGACAGACUUGGGAUGGAAAUUUAUCUUAAACAAGAAUUCAUGCAAUACACUGGAUGUUUUAAAGAGCGAGGUGUAAGAAACACCCUAAUGUUACUUAACGACGAACAAAAAAGAGCUGGCGUGAUAGCAGCCUCGACUGGUAACCACGGAUUGUCUCUCGCCUACCAUUCAACACUUAUGGGAAUCCCUUGUAUAAUUGUAAUGCCAAUACAGGCACCUAUCACGAAGAUUUCUAAAUGUGAAAAAUUUGGUGCAAAGCUAUUACUACAUGGCAAUAAUAUUGCCGAAGCGAAACGCUUUGGAAUGGGUAUAGCUAAGGAAAAGAAAAUGCGAUAUGUUAAUGGCUAUGAUCAUCCUCAUGUUAUAGACGGUCAAGGAACUAUAGGUAUUGAAAUAAUGGAACAAGUUCAAGGAGUAGAUGCGGUUUUAGUCCCUGUUGGAGGUGGCAGUUUGGCUUGCGGCAUUGCAGUUGCUGUGAAACAUUUGAAACCGGAUGCUGAAGUCUAUGGAAUUUGUACAGAAAAAGCCUGUAGUAUGGUCGAAGCUUUGAAAAAAAAUGAGAGAGUAGCUAUAACAAUCGAUUCAACAAUAGCUGAUGGGUUAGCUGUUAACAUGGUCGGCGUAAAUACGUUUUACAAUUUAAAAGGUCUUAUGGAUAAAAUGGUGGUCGUUAAAGAAGAUUGGGUAGCUCGUGCUAUAAUGCACGUCGUUGAGGAGGAAAGAUUUGUGGUUGAAGGCGGUGCUGCAGUCACCAUUGCAUCAAUCAUGGCGGGAUUGUUUCCGAACCUCAAAGGGAAAAAAGUUGUCUGUGUUCUAAGUGGUGGUAACAUCGAUACAACAAUUCUUGCCCGGGCCUUAGAGCGUGGGAUGGCUGCUGAAGGACGACUAGUUAAAUUCAAAGUAACCGUCACCGAUCGUCCUGGAGGUAUGGCAGAGUUAUGUGGAAUGAUGGCAAACCUGGGAGUAACACUUCGGGAUUGUAUUCCUGAGAGAGCUUGGGUCAAAGGAGACAUCUUUAGCUGUGAGCUUAAAGUAAUAGCUGAAACCAGGGGUUGGGACCACACUAAAGAACUUGUUGAACAAGUAAAGAAACAAUUCAAGCAUUAUUACUUCCCAGAAAUGGGUGAUAGUCAGGCAAAAUCUCCAGGUGCCCGACGCGGACCAUGUUUGGCGCCCAACCCAGUUUGUAUGCAGAAAUAGUGUUUUCCGUGUUUCCAUAAAGUAACUGAUAUAUAUUUUAAUGAAUAAACAAUUUUAUAUAAAAAAAACUUGUUACAUCUUGUUUAUAAAUAAGAUAUAAACGUGUA